UCCCCGGCCCCUGCGCCCAGCUUCAUAAGUAGCGUGAAGGAGGCGUUCGGUGUCAGCCCCUGCGCUCUGGGGCUCUCGAGUGCCGCCCACGCCUGCCUGGGUGCCCAGGACAUCUGGGGAGCUCCUGUACCUCUUGGGCUGUCCGUGACGGCAGCUGGCCUGGCCUUCGUGCUGGGCGCGCUGCUGGUGCUGGCGGCGCAGGCAGUGUGCUGCUCUUGCUACGUGACGUGCCGGCUGGUGCUGGCGGGCGCCUCCGUGUCGAUCGACAAGAUGCGGGCGGUUCCGAGAAAGCGAAGGUCAUUGGUGGGGCUGAAGCCCGGGGACGUGGUCUUCGUCAACUACGGGGUGGACGAGGAACCCCAGCAUGAGCGCCUGAUCCUCGCGGUCGUGGACCACUGCUGUUGCAUCAUCAUGACCCCAGAUGGGGACAUCUACGCGGAGACCAUCAGCCUGGAGUACCUCCAGAGCUGGGCGCGGCGCGCCGUGUACCGCUUCUCGGCGAAGCCCGUCGGGCAGGAGCUGCAGGACUUGUUCGAGGAGGGCCGCGCCAAGGCGGCUGAGGAGAGGCGCAUGAUGGGCAUUCUGGAGGACGAGCCGGUGGGUGUUGGCAACACCUUCAUGCUUGCGGCGCAGCACCACACCCCGUCGGACAGCUUCGUCAGCAACGGCUCGGUAGGGGAGCAGGAGAGUGAGGUGAUCGAGCACUUCAGGCGCCUGACGAAGAAGGACAGCGACGUGGAGGGCACGGACACUCCCCCGGUGCGAGCACCAGGAGUAUCCAGUUCCGAGGACGCCCGCACAUUGCCUGUGCUGCGCUACAGCGCGGGACGGCGCUUCAGGGACAUGAAGAGUGUGGCGAACAGCUCGGAGAUGUGUGCCUUCGACGACUGGGUGCUGGAGGGGCCGAGUACGGCCUUGUACCUGGUGAAGGAGAUAGCUAAGCAGGCGGCGGGUCCCCUCCAGCGCCACUCGACCUGGAAGCACGAGAACAAGCUGCAGGAUGACGAGCACAAUGCGGUGACGCACGAGAUGCUCUCAGAGAUCCUCGAGCUGGCGACGACGUUCGACCAGCUCGACGUGUCAAACUUGGCGAGCAUGGAGAGCCUGUGCCGCCACAUCCAGUACAUCGAGCAGCGCAUCAAGAAGAAGCGGGGGGCCGGGAAGGACUUCGACCUGCAGGACUACUACUUGGGAAGGACGCGGCGCACGGGCGGCGCGCUGAUGGCCCCGGAGCUUCAGAAGUGGGUGGCCGAGUCGGCGGCCCGUGAUUCGUCCAUCUUGAAGGAGGAGAGGAAGGCUGCCGAGGUGACCUACAGCUCUCCUGAACAGCGCCGAGGUCCUCGCCGUGCUGCUCAGCGCCUGGGCAGGAAGGCGGCCAUCGGCCGACGCUCGAACGACUGCAUCGCCGCCCUCAAAAACCUGCAUGGGGACGGCUUGUUUUUGCCUGGAGGAAGACCCUCGCAGGCGCAGUUUUCGGCGCUUGACGGCGUCCUGCGCGCGGUCGCUGACGACAGGCCGCCGGGCCCGUUGCCCGCCCCCGAGGCAGCCCUUCCGGAGUUGCUCGGUACCGAGGCCCUCGACUACGCGUCUGAGGACCUCUCCGUUGUUGCACCGUAUGAUCGCGGCUUGGUCUCGUGGCCGGACACCGCAGGCUCGGUUGACUUGCUGGACGUGUUGCCAGACCCUGACCGCCAGGAGGUGACCGACGGUCCCCGUGCGCUUCUGCUUCGGGCUGAGGAGGAGCCGCCAGCGACCUGCAAGGUCGACUGGGACAAGACGCUCAAGGCGGACAGAGGCGAGUACGUCAGGUUCGUGCAGGACCUGCUGAACAGGGGCAUGGUGGAGCUCCGUACUCGCCGUGAUUUUGAGGUUGGGAUAUUCUUCGUGCGCAAGAAGUCAGGCAAGUUGCGCCUGAAAGUGGACGCCAGGUCCGUCAAUCAGAACCUCAGGCGGCCCACUUCAAUCCAGCUGGCGUCGACCGCGGCAAUGGUCGGGCUGGAGGCGGAGCCUGGGGAUAGGCUAGAGUUCUCGAUUCAGGGCAUCGCCGACUGCUUCUACCAGUUCAAGGUGCCGGACUACAUGGUGCCGCGGUUCGGGAUGAGGCCCGUCAGGGCCGGCGAGGUGGGGGCCAAGACCGUGCAGGGCGAGCCGGUUCUUGCAGGCGCCUGGGUCUACCCCUGUCUGCGGGUGCUGCCCAUGGGCUUCUCGUGGGCCAUGAGAUGGACGCAGCAGGCUCAUCGAGAGCUGCUGCGGCGAGCAGGGCUCGGGGGCGUCGAGAGCGAGCUGGUGGGCCGCCAGGUGCCCCCCGCGACCUCGGCAGCGCAUGUUCCCCGCAUCGUCUACGUGGACAACGAGGUCUUCGUCUCGUCUCGUCCCGGUGCCUCUGCCGACGCCAGGCGGCAGGCGGCCAAGGAGAUGUCCAGCAUCGGGCUGCCGCUGCACGAGGUGGAGGAGGGCAAGCAUGUCGUCGAAGCGCUGGGCCUGGAGCUGGACGGCAUCAAGCUUCGGCGCCGCCUGGCCUCUUCCAAGCGGUGGCGGCUGGUGCAGGGCACGCGCGCGCUCUUGAGGCGGCGGCUGGUGGCCGGCAGGGAGGUCGAGAAGCUGAUCGGCCACUUCACGCAUGCCAUGUUGCUGAACCGCCCAGCGCUUUGCAUCUUCCGCGCCGCCUACGACUUCGCUCGGAGGCACUACCGGGCGCCUAGCUUGCUCUGGUCUUCAGUGAGGCAGGAGCUGCAGAACGCCAUGCACACCAUGCCGCUGCUCGCGGUGCAAUUCGAUAUGCCGUGGUCGGGGUUGGUCACCUGCUCGGACGCUACGCUGAGGGGCUACGCCGUGCAGGAGGCUGACUUCCCGGUGUCCGAGGUCAGGCAAGUGGGGCGCUGGAGUGAACGCUGGCGCUUCAAGGCUCACGGAGAGGUGCCUGAGGCGUGUAGCAGCGCCUCCCGCGCUGGUUGGUGCAGGCGCGCCUGGCAUCCCCCCGCCGUCGGCGGGCCGGCUCCCGAGAGACAGCUGCAGCGGCGGAGCGGCCCGGUGCCCAACGCUGUCGUCGGGCCAUGGCAGAGUGGCGGCGGCCCAGGUUACCUCGACAGGGCGGCUGCGCGGCUCAUCGACGAGGUCUCGCCGAUCCCCUGCGAGGUCGAGAGGAUAGCUGGUACUGGUGGGCCGACCGUCCUGGAGCAGGAGAGCAUAACGGCGAAGACCAAGGAGGACUACGAGCGGAGGCUGGAGCGGUUCUUCGGCUUCUGCAGCAUCAACGACCUGGCGCUCGACACCGACCUGCUGCUCGAGGAGGCCCUGGUGGAGUACAUGGACCUCCUGUUCGCGCAGGGGGGGCCCUGCAACAGCGGGGCCAAGCUGCUGGCGGCAGUGGGCCAUCGCUGGCCAAGGCUCCAUCAUGCCGGGCGGAUGCUGAAGCUGCCGAGGGUGGCGAAGGCGCUGCAGGGCUGGCGACGUCUGGUGCCGCCAGUGACGCGGGCGCCCGUGCCGUGGGCCGCCGUGGCGGCCAUCUCGCUGGCACUGGUCAGGCGCAAGCAGCCGCUGGCGGCUCUGGCGGUGGUGCUGGCGGCAGACGCCUACCUUCGGCCAGGCGAGCUGCUGUCGGUCCGGGCCAAUCAUGUGGUCCCAGCCCAGUCGGCGGCCGGGGGCGAUUACCGCUUCGCGUCGCCGGUGCUGAGGCCAGAGGAGGAGCUGCAGCCGACCAAGACGAGAGGCUUCAACGACUCGAUCCUUCCGGACAGCGUGUCGAGGCCCUACCUGGGCGCGCUGGUGGAGCGGCUGGCGAAGCAGAAGGGCUUCUCGGCGGAGCUCCUCUUUCCGUGGCCGGCCGCGGCUUUCACUGCCAUGUUCAAGCGUGCCGCGGCCGACGUCGGCCUGGAGGCUUGGGAGCUCACGCCGUGCAUCCUCAGACAUGCAGGCCCGUCACACGACUGGCUGACCAAGGCGCGGUCCUUGGGCGGCAUCAAGCGGCGCGGGAGGUGGAUCUCCGACAUGAGUGUACGGAGGUGCGAGAAAAGCUCGCGGGUGAUGCGGCGCCUGGCGACACUCCCGCGGGACUGCCAGCUGCUGUUGGCCGAGUCGGCCAACAACCUCGAGGCAGGGCAUAGGUUCGGGCACGUCGGCAGGUUCGAGAGCAGGCGCCAAGACGCGGGUCUCGCGUGA
Messenger RNA from Prorocentrum cordatum, 4158 nucleotides. The record is from the annotation of a GenBank genome assembly. Lineage: Eukaryota; Dinophyceae; Prorocentrales; Prorocentraceae.